Messenger RNA from Cotesia glomerata, 2055 nucleotides. RefSeq names its product gephyrin (gene cin). Gene Ontology annotation, biological process: postsynaptic neurotransmitter receptor diffusion trapping; glycine receptor clustering; Mo-molybdopterin cofactor biosynthetic process. Lineage: Eukaryota; Metazoa; Arthropoda; Insecta; Hymenoptera; Braconidae. The coding region runs from base 124 to 2007 and encodes 627 amino acids. Gene Ontology annotation, cellular component: dendrite; cytosol; postsynaptic specialization. Gene Ontology annotation, molecular function: molybdopterin molybdotransferase activity. The record is from RefSeq and is a predicted model, not a curated record. The transcript is spliced from 8 exons.
UCUUGACGUAAUAUAUGUGAUAAUAUUUAAUUAUCAAGUUCUUAUUAUGAGACUAAUAAAGUAAGGAUCAAAAUUAUAUACAUUUGUAAUAGAGACGUCAAGAUAACAAGACUCAUCCGUACAAUGGUCAUAACAUUUGGAGUUUUAACAAUUAGUGACACAUGUGCAGAUGAUCCUGUUAAAGAUAAAAGCGGAUUAGAAUUACGAAAUUUGAUUGAAAAUGCAGAUAGUGAAAUUAAUAAUGUUUUUAAAGGACAAGUUCUGGAGUAUAAAAUCGUACCGGAUAAUGAAGAUAAAAUAAUGAAAAUAUUAAAACAAUGGUCAGAUAAACUUAAAAUAAAUGUUAUUUUAACAACUGGUGGAACGGGAUUUUCUGCAAGAGAUAAUACUCCAGAAGCGACUAAAAAAGUUAUUGAAAAAGAGGCCCCCGGGCUUUCAAUUGCUAUGCUAAAUUUUAGUUUAAAAAUCACACCACUAGCUGUGUUAUCAAGAGGUGUUUGUGGUAUUCGUAAAGAAACACUCAUCAUAAAUCUUCCCGGUUCGCCAAAAGCUGCCAAAGAAAAUUUAUUGGCUAUAGUGAAAACUAUUCCACAUGCUGUUGACUUAAUUAUAAAUAAUAAAAACAAUGUAAUUAAAACACACGAAGAAGUCCAGAGAGCCAAGAUUAAGCACGAGUGUUCCCAUGUAAACCAUUCCGAUGAUUCAUUUAAAGUAGGAAAUGUCGCCAAUCGUCGUCGUACCUCUCCAUGGCCAAUGAUUUCUAUGGAAGAAGUAGCUGAAAUAUUUAAUAACAUAAAGUGGAAUAAUGAAACUGAAACAGUAGAUUUGUGGAAAUGUCACGGAAGAAUUUUAAGCAAAGAUAUUUUUUCUCUUUGUGACUUACCGCCUUUUCCUGCUUCUAUUAAAGACGGAUACGCAGUGAUUGCUAGUGAUGGUGAUGGCUUAAGACAAGUAUUAGGUGGACUAGAGGCUGGAGAUACGCCAAGCUUAGUGAAACUGAGUAGCGGUUUUUGUGUUAGAAUAAACACUGGAGCACCGGUACCAGAUAGCGCAAAUGCUGUUGUUCAAGUAGAAGAUACUAAGUUAGUAUCAAAAAAUGAAUUUAAUGAAGAAACAGAAAUAGAAAUUUUGGUUAAACCUUCAGAGGGGCAAGAUAUUCGUCCAAUCGCUAGCGACAUACGAAAAGACGAAUUGGUAUUGCGUAAAUUUACUAAAAUUGGAGCUGCUGAAUUGGGAAUUUUAACAAGUUGCGGAUAUUCUAAAGUUCAAGUUACUAAAGUUCCUGUAAUUGGGAUCUUAUCAACUGGAAAUGAACUGCAAACAGCUGGAGAAAUUCCAAAACCUGGUCAUGUCUACGAUAGUAAUAAAAUUACUCUUAUGAUGUUACUGAGAGAAUACGGUUACGAUUCGAUUGAUUUGGGAAUUGCUCGGGACGACGAGAGUGUCAUGAUAAAAGUUAUGCGUGAUGCUUUCGACAAAGUGGAUGUUCUUAUAACCACAGGUUCUUUGUCGAUGGGUGACCGAGAUUUGGUUAAGCCAAUUUUAACUCAAGUUUUUGGUACUAAAAUACACUUUGGAAGAGUUAAUAUGAAGCCAGGAAAACCUACGGCAUUUGCAACUUGUGUUUAUAAUAAUAUAAAUAAGUAUAUCGUAUGCUUACCAGGCAAUCCGGUUUCGGCAACAGUCACAGCACAUCUAUUUGCCAUUCCCUUGAUUAACAGGUUGUCUGGUAAUUAUUCAAAGCCAACGAUCGUUCAAGCUCAAGUUUCUUCUUCAUAUAGACUUGAUCCUCGGCCAGAGUACGCGCGAGUUAUUUUACAGUGGUCAGAUCCAGAAAAAAUUCCAGUGGCUUAUAGUACGGGUAAUCAAAUAAGUAGCAAACUGCUCAGUUGCAAACAUGCUAAUGCAUUACUCAUGCUACCUGGACGAACUGAUGAACGCAAAGAUGUCAAAGAAGGCGAGUCUGUACCAGCAAUGCUUCUUGGCUUCGAUCAAAUUAAUUUUUAAUUUAUUUGAAUGAUAUAUCAUUCAAAUUUCAUUCCUUUAAGUACAUAU